This is a messenger RNA of Parascedosporium putredinis, 729 nucleotides long. The record is from the annotation of a GenBank genome assembly. Lineage: Eukaryota; Fungi; Ascomycota; Sordariomycetes; Microascales; Microascaceae.
AUGCUCAAGGAUGACUUCCUCGCCGACGCCGUCGCCGGCUUCAAUGAAACACCAGCCCGUGGCCCCUACACCCUCGCCAUGGCCAAUCUGGCCCUUUUCCUCUCUCUACCCCUCAUCACUCCCAACAGCAUCCUUCCUACCCCCGCGUACCGCGACGACCCCACCCUAAUCGCCGGCUACGAGCAUCAGCUCCUCGUCCUCGCCGACCUCCUUGAGAACCCCGAGGCCCCCAGCCUAGAGAGCCCCUACGCAACAGCCGGGACCUCGAUCCCUUCUUUCCUCCUCCACCCGCUGAGCCGCGGCACCGUCAGGCUCGAUCCGGCGAAGCCCCUCGACCAGCCCAUCGUGGAUUACCGCACGGCGUCCAACCCCGUCGACUUGGACCUGCACCUCGCGCACGUCAAGUACCUCCGCGGCGUCUUUGACACGCCGACCGUGCAGCAAUAUAAGCCCGUGGUGACGGUGCCCGCGGAUGACGUGACGUCCGACGACGACCUCAUCCAGUUCAUCAAGGAAACCAUGGUGUUCUCUUAUAUGCAUCCGUGCUGCACGGCGGCCAUGCUGCCGAGGGAGAAGGGCGGUGUUGUGGGGACGGACCUUAGGGUACAUGGUGCAAAGGGCCUGAGGGUGGCUGAUAUCAGUGUCUUGCCUAUCCUUCCGAGCUCGCACACCAGUGCGCAGGCCUACGCUAUUGGCGAAAAGGUGAAUCAAGAGACCCGCUUCCAAUAA